CGCCAGUCAGUGUCCUGUUAUCCCUCGGACACACGGCAGCCGGAGCAGAAGAGCACAGACGCUCGGAUUGCAAGAGGGAGUUUCCUCAGUCAGGAUGAACUUUGCUGCCCAGUUAUUCUACUCGAGAUACCUGAGCGAGCGACUGGAACGUCUGUUCUCACCUAGACCUGCAAUUAAAGACAGCGAGGACCAUGACCCCUUCUGGGAGAGAGAGGAAUUGCGUUUGGGCCCCAGUCAGCCGGGCAGCUCUUACAAAUCUGUCUGUAACGGCACUGUGGGCCGCCGGCCUACUCUCAUUGAACCAGAGCGUCUCAAAGACUUUGGUGAGGAGGAACUUCUGAAUGGAGAUGUUAAGUUCUACGAAACCAAAGUGGUUGCAGCUCCUCAGGUAAAGCUCAUGGAUCCCCCCAAAACCAGAAGAGUAAGUGAAUUCAGGAUCAUUCCCAGACCUCCAGUUCCGUACCUUCGCUUUGAGGACAUCAGUGCAGCAGCCUUCAGGAUCCAGUCAGUGAUACAGAAGACACCUUGCACGUAUUCCAGACUGUCCAAACAGUACGGGAUGGAGAUCUUCCUGAAGAAGGAGUAUCUGCACUACACAGGCUCUGUGAAGGAGAGAGGAGUGCUGUACCUGCUGACCUGCCUCACACAGGAGCAGCAGAGGAAGGGUGUGAUUGUGGCCACCGACUGUAACUUUUCCAUGGCCGUGGCUCACCAUGCAGUACAGCUGAAGAUUCCAGUGUUUGUCAUCAUGCCAUCAAGCUGUUCUUCUCCACGUCUCCGGACCUACCGAGACUACGGUGCCAUGGUCAUUUCAUACGGCGGCACCAGUCAUGACUCCCAAAAUCAUGCCCGCCAUCUGGCCAAAGAGAACGGAUACCUUUAUCUAGAAGAAGAUGAAAGUGCAGCUUACCUAGCAGGACUGGGCACUGUGGGCAUGGAGAUCUUUGAGCAGGUGCCCAAAGUGGAUGCAGUGAUUGUUCCUGCAGCAGGACAGUAUGGACUUCUGGCCAGCACCGCUGCAGCCAUCAAACACUUCAACUCUCAGAUUCUCGUUGCAGGAAUUGAACCAGAAGAUUUCCCUCUGCUGCUACAAUCGCUGAAGACCGAUGGACCAAUCAAAAACAUGCACAGCAACCCCAAUAAGAAACUUUAUGGAGAUUUUAACGAGCAUUCGCUUGGUGCAAACACCUUCCAACUGGCCAAGAAACUGAUAGACAAGGUUAUACCUGUCAGUGAGGAAGACUCCCUGGUGGCGAUGCUGCGAUUUCAGGAGGUAGAACACUCCACAGUGGACACUGUGGGAGCAAUGGGACUGGCUGCCAUAUUGGCAGGGCAACUGCCAGAACUAAGAGGGAAAAGGGUGGUUGUUGUGGUGAGUAGCGCUAACAUGGAGCCGGACCUGAUGAGGCAGUGUGUGGACCGAGCUUUGGUGUUGGACGACCGGGUCAGUAAGUUCUCUGUGCAACUGGGAGAAUGGCCAGGAGACAUGGCGAAACUGUUGGACGUACUGUCCAGAGAGGACGUCAGGCUAUUGGAUGUCUGCCAUCGCAGACACAUUGACAAGUCAGAUGUCUUCAAAGCAAAGGUGGAGUGUGUGGUGGAAACCAGGGAUAAGACACAAAGUGCUCAGAUGCGCAAGACGCUGAAUGAGCGCUACCCUUCGAUAUGCUGGCUGGAUCGGUGAUCAAAACAACAUACAAACCAUGACACAAUAGAAAAAAGUGGAAUGUAAAUAAACCUGGAAGGGAUUCCCAACACAUCCUUAACUAUGACAUAAACCAACCUCAUGAAAUGCUUGCACACCAGAUAUUAUAGAGCAAUUAUUAACAUAAAUUACUUCUGAUUAUCUGCGAAGACUGGACUGGAUCGAGCUCUUACCAGAACUUUACACUGAAUUAGCUGCAGGUUGGACGGUAUGGAUAGUUACAGCCUAAUUCCCCAUUAACAUUAUACAGGCAUCAAAUAAAAGUAAUUAUAUUUAUAUAAGUAUAUAUAUAUUUUUAAAAUGCUGUACAUACGUCUAUAUUUAUACGCCCCAGUGUAUUAGUAUUGAAGAAAGAAUGCUCUCAAAAUAAAAGCAAAAAAAUUUAUAUGUCUGUUUUUAUGCUGUUUGUGUGCAGAUUUCUGAAAGAAAAUUAAGACUAAAUGCAUUUAUUGUGUAAAUAAUUAAGAGUAAAAGUGACAGAGAAUGCUGGGGUAAGUUGUGUCUGCAUCAUCCACCGCUGAUUUAAUGGCCUGAGACAGCUGUAAUGGUGACUGGGCUGCUUAAGAUGAGCUAAAGCUCUUAUUGUCUUUAAGCAGAGGGCACCGUGACCCUGUGCUAUCGUUGCUGUGUGGUACUUUGAGAUAUGGUACCAUGUAAAUUCUUAGGUGGAGAUAUGCACUGUCCUUCCAACCGAAGCUCAAAUAAAAUUCUGGUGACUAUCCAAACAA
Molecule: messenger RNA, 2433 nt
Organism: Girardinichthys multiradiatus
Lineage: Eukaryota; Metazoa; Chordata; Actinopteri; Cyprinodontiformes; Goodeidae
Product: serine racemase
Exons: 11
Coding region: 95-1684 (529 amino acids)
Biological process (GO): L-threonine catabolic process; L-serine catabolic process
Molecular function (GO): threonine deaminase activity; L-serine ammonia-lyase activity
Source: RefSeq, a predicted model, not a curated record